AUGUGGUGGCAUUGUCUGGGCCCACGAGGUACCAUUCCCUGUCUACUAGACGGCGAGCUGGCAGUUUGGGAGUCGCAUUCCAUUGUUCGCUACUUGGCGCAGAAAUAUUCGCCAGAGCUGCACUUAAAUUCCAUUGAGGGCUUGGCCAAGUGCUCACCCUGGAUGGACUGGCUCCUCUUCUCCAACUUUCACGAAUGUAACCAUCAUCUCAUCGACCAGACAGCGCGCACGCUGCCCGAACACCGAGACAUUGCCACAAUGACUGAGAGCUACACAGGCUAUUUAGAGCGGCUUCGGAAAGUGGAGCAGCACAUCGCCGAAACAACGGCCUUCUUGACCGGCGAUGAGUUUUCCAUUGCCGACAUCGUCGUUGGAGCUGAAGUAUGCCGCUUUAGUUGCGGAAUGACGCGCUGGGCAAGUGACAGCGAGCUGCCCGAGCUUCAGCGUGCUGAGCUACCACACCUGGAUUCAUAUUUCAGGAAGCUUCAAGACAGGCCUGCGUUCCGUGAAGCGUGUCUCCACCACGAGCGCGAACACCAGCAGAUGGAGCCUUUGAGCGCUGGGGAAGUUCAGCCUUUGCUGCCAGAGGGCCUUUAG
This is a messenger RNA of Symbiodinium pilosum, 597 nucleotides long. NCBI's taxonomy places the organism in Eukaryota, Dinophyceae, Suessiales, Symbiodiniaceae. The record is from the annotation of a GenBank genome assembly.